Molecule: messenger RNA, 624 nt
Organism: Clonostachys rhizophaga
Lineage: Eukaryota; Fungi; Ascomycota; Sordariomycetes; Hypocreales; Bionectriaceae
Source: the annotation of a GenBank genome assembly
CACUACGCACCAUGGCGAAGCGAUUCUCACAAACCGUGCCCCAGACCCUCUGAGCUCUCACCAAUCAAUAGCAACUUCAGUCAAUUCCGAAAUCCGGUGACCUGUCGACACUCGUCUACAACCAAGAAUGCUACCAGGGCAAUUGUUAGCCAUAUGCUACGGUCUAUUGGCUCUAAUCUUGCAGUUCUCAUCAAGGCUCCUCGAAAUGAGCGAAGAGCUUUACUGAAAACCCGCGUGCCAAUCCGGCCACUGACAUAUAAAUGGCAGAAAAGAGAGGCCCAGCUGUACCUUCAGCUUUUCGCCUCUACCCAGACAUUCUGUGUUCUGAAAGUAGGUGAUGCUAUCCUAUCUGAGCAUCUUGACGAACUCGGUUUGCAGCUAGCUUUUCUUUACGAACUAGGGCUCUUACCGAUACUUGUGCACAGGGGCGGUCCUCAACUCGAUUCCCGGCUAGCCCGUGAAAGUAACCCUUGCAUUUUCGGAGGGCAUACUCGGCAUUGCCCGCAAGAGAACCUCAAGCUUACCGACAAGCUUGACCAGCUCGGCGUCAGUAACAGACUCUCAGUGGCGUCUUUAUGGCAGACUAUCUCGACAAGGAGAAUCAGGGCUACGUUGGCAAAAUAA